Molecule: messenger RNA, 2322 nt
Organism: Dacryopinax primogenitus
Lineage: Eukaryota; Fungi; Basidiomycota; Dacrymycetes; Dacrymycetales; Dacrymycetaceae
Product: DNA mismatch repair protein MutL
Exons: 12
Coding region: 56-2251 (731 amino acids)
Biological process (GO): mismatch repair
Cellular component (GO): MutLalpha complex
Molecular function (GO): ATP hydrolysis activity; mismatched DNA binding; ATP-dependent DNA damage sensor activity
Source: RefSeq, a predicted model, not a curated record
UGAACAUGCUCAACAUUCCUCUCACCAAAUCUUAGCCACCGAGACGGACAACAAGAUGGCAGCUUCAGCAGUGGAUCCAAAGCCUAUCCACAGGCUUGAGGAGUCACUGAUCAACCGCAUCGCUGCUGGCGAGAUCAUCCACAGACCUGCGAACGCUUUGAAAGAGCUACUCGAGAAUGCUCUCGAUGCGGGAGCAACGCAGAUCAAGAUCACGGCGAAGGAUGGUGGGUUGAAGCUUCUGCAGAUAGUAGAUAACGGGUCGGGCAUACGCAGGGCCGAUCUUCCUCUGCUUGCAGCGCGAUUCUGCACUUCGAAGCUCUCCACGUUCUCAGAUCUAUCGAAAUUGCAAACGUACGGCUUCAGAGGGGAGGCACUCGCCAGCAUCUCCCAUGUUGCGCAUCUCAACGUGGUCACGAAGACCAGGGACGACUCUUGCGCUUGGAGAGCAAGUUAUUCAGAUGGUUUACUCGCACCUGCCAAAGCGGGCACGUCCGCUGACCCUAAACCCUGUGCUGGUAAUGAUGGAACGACAAUUACCGUCGAAGAUCUCUUCUACAACACACCCCUUCGACUAAGAGCACUCAAAUCUCCUUCCGAUGAAUAUGCGCGUAUCCUAGACGUCGUCCAAAGAUAUGCUAUUCACAACCCAAGCGUCUCCUUCCUGUGCAAGAAGACUGGAUCAAACACUGCCGAUGUCUCGACUCCCUCCUCGGGGACGGUCAAGUCCGCCAUCCAGACCAUCUAUGGCCCAAGCGUUGCGAAAGAGCUGCUAGAGGCGCAGGCGGAAGCUGGGACCAAGGACGAAUUCGAGUGGCAAGCCGAAGCAUGGUUCACAAGCGCCAACUAUCAUGCCAAGAAACCCACGUUCUUGUUGUUUAUCAACCAUAGAAGUGUUGAGAGCGCGAGAGUGAAGAGAGCAGUUGAGGCCGUGUACAGCGGCAUCCUGCCAAAAGGCGCAUGUGGAUUCAUCUAUCUGAGUCUGGACAUCGAUCCAAGCAAAGUCGACGUGAACGUCCAUCCCACGAAACGAGAAGUCCAUUUCCUGGAGGAAGAAGCUAUCACUGAGAAGGUAGCGGAUUCUAUGCAGGCAGUGUUAGCGGCGAAUGACCAAUCAAGAACAUUUCAAUACCAGACUGUUCUCACCGGUCACAGUCCUUUCAAGUCACAGGGCAAGAUGAAGCGCAGUGACCUGCAAAAAGAGCGGACCCCCGCUGGGUCUGACGAGGAAAUACAGAGUGAAGACGAAGUCGAAGAUGAGGAGAAUGAGCAAGACCUGGACCUGGAACGGCCCAGGGCUGGGCCGUCUUCCUCUCUGAAGCCGUCCCGAAAACCCUCUCAACCGUCGUACAAGAAAAUCCGGAAUGACCUUAAGACGAGAACCUUGGACUCGAUGUUCCCCGUUCUCCAAAGCAGCUCGGAAUCUCAGUCGUCACAGCCAAAUAUGGAAAUUGAGAAGAAAGAAAAAGCACCUGCUAUCUCCGAGAGUCGAUGUUUCUUGACUAGCGUGCAGGAGCUGAGGGCAGCAGUGAAGAAGGCGAAGCAUUCGCAUCUGGCAGAGAUCAUCGUCGAGCACACCUACGUGGGCAUCGCAUCGAUGAAUCUGUGCCUCUCGCUGGUUCAAUCAUCCACCAAACUAUUCCUGAUCAAUCACGCGGCUCUCUCGGAGGAGCUUUUCUAUCAGCUCGGGCUGAUGCAAUUCGGAAACAUUGGGAAGCUGACUCUUGAGCCUGCGCCGAGUUUGGAGGAGCUCGUUAGACUCGCUGUGGAUGCAGAGGCGGCUAUCAAAGAGCAGGGGCUGAUCCCCGAAAAGAUUAUUAAGUCCAUUCUCAAGACCAUCAUGGCCCAAAGAGCGAUGCUGGCAGAAUAUUUCUCGCUCGAAAUCACCUCCUCUGGUGAGGUGUCUACACUCCCACUCCUCCUGCCCGGAUACACGCCAAACCUCGACCGUCUCCCACUCUUCCUCAUGCGUCUCGCGCCGCAAGUGAACUGGACGUCGGAAUCCGAAUGCUUCUCCACCUUCCUACGGGAGUUAGCUUAUUUCUACGUCCCUGGUCGUGUUGUACAAGAGAAGGAAGACCCUGCGCCGGAAGAGCAAGAGGAAGGGAAGAGGAAAAGCGAGGAGUGGCAGAUCGAGCAUGUGCUAUUUCCCGCGUUCAGGAAGUAUCUUGUACCUCCUCGAGGGCUGCUCGAGAGGGACGUGGUGCAGGUUGCAGAGUUGAGGGACUUGUACAGGGUGUUUGAGCGAUGUUAGAUUUCUCUUUGCGUUUUCAUUAGGUCUCCUAAUUCCUGUGUCGAAUCCUCAUUGUAUUCUAUCGCAAUAUU